This is a messenger RNA of Pogonomyrmex barbatus (red harvester ant), 1180 nucleotides long. Its product is annotated as protein PBDC1. The record is from RefSeq and is a predicted model, not a curated record. NCBI's taxonomy places the organism in Eukaryota, Metazoa, Arthropoda, Insecta, Hymenoptera, Formicidae. Gene Ontology annotation, cellular component: cytoplasm.
AUCUUUUUUUUUUUCCAACGUUUGAUUGCGUAUCCUUCUCAUUUUAAGUGCAAAUAGUGUAACGUAGUGCAAUUGCUGCGAACAGCCGUAUGCGGACAUUAUACGCGUGUUGAUUCCAGUUGAUUCCAUAUGAUUUAUGUAUAGAGUUUAUGACCUUUGUAAAAAGUCACAUUUGAAUUUCUCUAAAUUAUUAUUGGAAAGUUGCAAAUAUACUCAUAAUGGCGCAAAUAGGAAACGUGACGGCAGAUCAAUUAAUUGCCGGGACUAGUGUGUUGUCAAGACCUGCUGAAGAAUUCGAUAAUGACCCAUCUGUCGAAGCAAUGUGGGCAAUAAAAGCCAUGGAACAUGCAGAGAUUUUGUGUUCGGUUGACCCGAAGCUUUUGAGACUCACACCUCACGAUGAGCAGAUCUAUAAGACUUUCAAAGAUACCUUCCCUAAUAUGAAAGUAGACAAAGUGGAUGAAGACGAACUGAAAUCUCCAGAGGGAAAGACAAAAUGGAGAUUCUUCUGCGAACAAUUUAAAGACGUUGUAGAGGACUACAGUUUUGGUACUUUGUUAAGAGCAGAUUGUAGUGGAGAUUAUUCGGAACAGAAUAGCAUAUUAACAACCAGAAUACAAUUUUAUGCCAUAGAGCUUGCAAGAAAUAGAGAAGGUUUCAAUGAUGGUGUACGAGAAAAAUAUAAACCACAAAAGACUGUAAAAAAAUAAUCGGAUUUUAAUAUAAUUAAUUAUAUUAAGCACUACUGGAAACAAAUUCGGAUAUAUAAUUCUUCCAUUAUUUUUUUUACAAUUGAAUAAUUAAGUAAAAAAAUAUAAUUUUGUAAAAUGUACACAAUAAAAGAUAUAUAUGCAAUAAUAUGAUGGAUAUUAAAUUAAUCUUGAUAUACAUACCAUGACAUUAUAAUGACAUGGGGAACUUUCUCUUCUUCAUUAACUUUACAUAACAUCAAAAUUCUAUUUAAAAAAAGAUAUUGCAUUGAAUCUUUUUUUUUUGACUGGUUCUCUUUCGUUCAUGCAAGAAUAUUUUGGAACAUUAUAAUUUAAUUAUUUAGUAUUAUAUGUGUCAGAUAUCAGAAUGAGUCUCAUUAUUAUAUCUAAUAAUAAAAAUAUGUAUAUUUUAUUUUUUGCUUUAACAUGAAAAAAGGAUCUAAAAUUAGAACAGUAAAAUAUUAAAAAAA